GGUCUCCUUGUAGUAGUUGGUGGCUACCUCACUGAACAACAUACGCGAGGCCCGUUACAUGACAUCCAGAGCAUUGAAGGUGUCUUACCAAAGGAUACAAUCAUGACAGCAUAGACUGGCCCGUUUUUCAACUUCCAGGGAAUCACAAGCCGGCACGGAACAUCCCUACUCCAUAUUUAUUACCUAUCAGCUCUCAGAAGGCGUAAUAUACCGUAUCGAUCUUUGUCACGCGGACCUCUAUAUCGGCCGGGUAUAGCUUGGUAGUUCAUUUGUCAACUCGGUGAAAUAUACAGCCUUACCUGACGAACAUCUUAGCAGUUCGCCAACCCAGCAGUCUCCGCAACAGCAGCGAACUGUACAGGUAUCUCAACAAAACCUAAACAGCCGAAAUGAAGAGUUCUUGUGGAUGUGUGUUAGAGACCAGUGUGUGAAAUGGAAGGGGAUCUCCUAAUGGUAAGGGCGUAAGGCGAAGGAUACAUGAUCGACUAUAGUGGUUCUGAUGAGUUACAAUUUAUUUGGGCGAGUUCGAAUUAUAUAUGACUCACUCAAAACAGCAAAGAAGUGUCAUCAUUGAGUUACAACGAUAACAGCGCCACCAUCGUAUGCAUAGCACGCGGUACGCCACCUGUCGAAAAUAACGCCAACUUACCGCUGCACCAUCAAACCUUUCAAACCUAGUGAAAGAAGAACACUUUCUGCAACGCCGCCUAAAAGUGAAUAUCGUCACAUCAGUGUCACUUAAAGUAUGUAAAAUACGCCAUCUACCGGACAGAAAGUUUAAUGUAAGGCACACCAUCGCCCACUCAGGAUAACGCCACCUAUCGGAUAUUACGCCAUUGAUCGGCUGUGACUUUGAGCGUUGGUGCCAACAGCGCCACCUAUACCAAUGAAGAUCCGAUUGAUCCCUCGAAGGGUGUACAUCCCCUCCGUCGUGUUCAUUCUGUGUAUAAUUAUACAGCUACGCAUCCUUUUUGUUGUACCAUCAGACAAAGAAAACCGGACCUGUAAUGAAAAGCGUCCAGUUGGGAAGAAAACACAGGAAAACACACCGAAACUUAUUACUACAAAUACUGUCCAGACAAAUAACAUCUAUGAUGAAUGGUUAUCUGAGUUCAAGAAUCCCCUAAUUGGAGUCAAACUGACAAAGAAUGUAACUAAUUUUCUGACGACGGGACUCGAUUUGGUCCGGAACAGCUCCCUCUCCUACAAGUACUCACAACAUAGCAAAUCUCGGUUAGUCAGCGUAGGAAUACUGGUGAAUGAAAUUGGCCAACUGGAUAAAACCUUUAAAACGAUGGAUACUCUUUUGGAGGAGAAUGCUGGCGAAGACAGGAAAAAGUUCCUACUCAUUCUUCAACUUUCUAUGCGAGACGCUGACCUCGGGGUCAAAGUCUUUAAGGACGCCAUGAAGCGUUAUGCCGACUUUUAUGAGACCGGUCAAGUUCAUAUCGUCAUUGGACCUUCGGAUUUGUACCAUCGAUUUGGUAUUCCGAAGGAAACAGAUGCAGACAUGCGUAAAGAGAUCCUUGACUACGCGCUACUGUUCCUUUAUUCAAGAUACCUAGCAACGUAUUUUGUCCAGUUAGAACCGGGAAUCGUCUGUGAACGAUCUAUUAUCAGAAAUAUUUUAAAGAUCGCCAAAGUUCAGACAGGGAUCUGGUUUGGACUCGACUUCGGACAUUUCGGAUUUAUUGGUACUCUGUUUCAUUCUACUUUUCUCCAGAGCAUGGCAGAAUAUCUAGCCUCUCGGUAUCGGAUUGAAAACAUCAACGUAUUAUUACGCCAAUUGUAUCAGACAAUUUCAAAAAAGUGUUUAAUCUUCACUAAUUCUUCGCCUUGUCUGCAUCACGAUAUAGAUCGACUGAAAAGCAGGUUUCUCUUCGAAAGGGGAGAUAACACUGAUCUGUUAAAGGGAGAUAAUCCACCCGCAAUAAUUGAUACCACGAUGACGUUGUUUGGAAACCAUUCACCAGAAAAAGCUUACGAUAAUGACAACUCAACGUUUUUUUGGGCUUCGUCUUUAGCACUAGGAGACAAUUUCAGAUUGAUAUUUAACUCAACUGUUAACAUAUCGCGGGUAACUGUGAUGACCGGAAGUGACAACGGCGAGAAAGACCGGUUGUCAUCCGGGUAUCUUCGAAUGGGGACAGGUAGCCCUCCGUGUAAAAAUCUGAUCAGAAGAGGGGUGUUUGUACGCGGCUAUGUGGACACAAUAGAACAAGGAAUCAGUGACUUCCCCUCUGACGUAAACUGUUUGUCGAUUGACGUCACGCGCCCACAGAAACAAUGGCUCGUUUUACGAGACAUCAAAGUUUUUUUGCGAAAACCGGAUACUUGAAUUGUCCGGUUUGAAAUUUAGAAUGAAUCGGUGCUGAUAAAAUAUUUUUAAAAGGCCUUCGAUGUUGUGAUAUAAAUGUUAGUUAUUUUUGUAUGAAUUUAUUAAUUAUUAAAAUAGCAUAGCUUUUAA
Messenger RNA from Pecten maximus, 2467 nucleotides. Its product is annotated as alpha-1,3-mannosyl-glycoprotein 4-beta-N-acetylglucosaminyltransferase C-like. Gene Ontology annotation, biological process: protein N-linked glycosylation. Gene Ontology annotation, molecular function: acetylglucosaminyltransferase activity. Bases 887 to 2338 code for a protein of 483 amino acids. The record is from RefSeq and is a predicted model, not a curated record. NCBI's taxonomy places the organism in Eukaryota, Metazoa, Mollusca, Bivalvia, Pectinida, Pectinidae. The transcript is spliced from 6 exons.